Molecule: messenger RNA, 2741 nt
Organism: Salvia miltiorrhiza (redroot sage)
Lineage: Eukaryota; Viridiplantae; Streptophyta; Magnoliopsida; Lamiales; Lamiaceae
Product: transcription initiation factor TFIID subunit 12b
Exons: 10
Coding region: 201-2420 (739 amino acids)
Biological process (GO): DNA-templated transcription initiation; RNA polymerase II preinitiation complex assembly
Cellular component (GO): transcription factor TFIID complex; SAGA complex; SLIK (SAGA-like) complex
Molecular function (GO): TBP-class protein binding; protein heterodimerization activity; DNA binding
Source: RefSeq, a predicted model, not a curated record
AAUAAAAAAUAAAAAACAAAAAACGAAAAAUAGACUGAAAACUUUCCAGUCUUUUAACACCCGUCUCUGUUUCAUUUCUUCGUUUGAUCGAAUUCAACAAACCGAAGAAAAAUAUUCUUCAACAAAAAUCAUGGAUUAAAUUCCAAUUUGUCGAAAAAAAGGGAGAAGCAAUUAAGUCGGGGAAUUAAUUCUUCGCGAAGAUGGCGGAAAAUUCGCCGUCAUCGUCUUCCCCACCGAAACCCUUACCAGUGCAGCAGAGCCCCGCCAUGAUUGAGCCUUCUAAUUCGCAGCAAUUACAGCCGCUGCAAUCCCCGUCGCCGUCGCUCGACCAUCAGCAGCAGCAGCAGCAAUUGGUACAGUCACAGCAGCAGCAAUUGGUACAACAGCCGCAAAUGGUGCAAGCGCAGCAGCAGAUGGUACAACCCCAACAGCAGCAAUUGCAGCAGCUACAGCAGCAGAUAAUGCAGCAACAGGGCAACACCAACAGCGUCAAUGGUGGUGGUAGUGGCGGUAAUAAUUUGAUAGGGGUUUCAAAUUUUCAGGGUAUGCAAAGGAAUCCUUCAAUAUCUAGGCUUAAUCAGAUGCAGCAGAGUAGUAGUAUUAACAGUCAAUUAGGAAUGAUGAGACAACAGCAGCAACAACAGCAACAGAAUUCGCCAUCAAUUUACGGGCAGAUGAAUUUCGGUGGAAUGAGCGUGACGCAGCAGCAGCAACAGAGCAGUAGUGUUGGUAUCAAUGGAGCUAAUAGCAACCAGCAACAACAGCAGCAGAUGGGGCAACAAAGCCAAUUGCAACAGCAAAUCGGGCAGCAGAGUCAAUUGCAACAACAAAUGGGGCAGAAUCAGUUGCAGCAGCAGCAGCUGGGGCAGCAAAACCAGUUGCAGCAGCAGAUGGGGCAGCAAAAUCAGUUGCAGCAGCAAAUUGGGCAACAGAAUCAGCUGCAGCAGCAGCAGAUCGGCCAGCAAAGUCAACUGCAGCAGCAGAUCGGCCAGCAAAGUCAACUGCAGCAGCAAAUCGGGCAGCAGAAUCAGUUGCAGCAGCAAUUGGGGCAGAGCUCUUUGCAGCAGCAGCAAAUUGGGCAGAGCCAAUUGCAGCAGUCGCAAAUGGGGCAGAUGGCCGGUGGGAAUUUGUCGAGGUCUGCUCUGAUGGGGCAGACUGGGCAUUUGCCGAUGUUAUCUGGUCAAGCAGCGCAAUUUAAUUUGCAAAAUCAGUUUUUGAAUUCGCCACGUCCGAAGGCGGGGUUCAUGCAAGGGUCUCAGUUCCAUCAGGGUAAUUCUCCUGGGCAGUCCCUACAAGCAAUGGGAAUAAUGGGGUCAAUGAAUUUGGCUACUCAACUCAGAGCAAAUGGCACACUUGCUUACGCCCAGCAAAGAAUGACGGCGAACCAACUGAGACAGCUUACACAGCAAAAUGCACUUACUACUGGCCAGCAGGGACAGAAUAUUACAAGGACGUCAUUUAUGAACGCUCAAAUUGCUGGGCUGGCUCAGAAUGGACAACCAGGUAUGAUGCAGAAUGCUAUAUCUCAACAGCAGUGGUUAAAGCAAAUGCCAGCAAUAUCCUCCCCCAAUACUCCUUCAUAUCGUCUACAACAACAACGGCAGCUGCUCAUACAGCAACAACUAGCUGCGUCGCCGUUGCAUCAAAAUUCAGUGAGCCUUAACCCACAGCAGUUGUCUCAAAUAGUACAGCAGCAAACACAGAUGGGCCAAUCGCAGAUGCAUCAGCAGAAACAACAACAGCAACAGCAGCAGCAGCAGCAGUCGCCAAUACAGCAACAACAGCCUCCACAACAGCAACUUUUCCAUCAGCAGCAGUCACCAAGAAUCGCGGGACCUGGAGGCCAGAAAUCUGUGAGUUUGACUGGAUCACAGCCAGAUGCCACUGGAUCAGGAGCAACUACACCAGGUGGAAGUUCAAGCCAAGGCACAGAAGCAAGUAAUCAGCUUCUUGGGAAGAGAAAGAUACAAGAUCUAGUGUCACAGUUGGAUUUAAAUGGAAGAUUGGAUCCUGAAGUUGAAGAUCUGCUGUUAGAGAUUGCUGACAACUUUAUUGAUUCGGUUACUACAUUUGCAUGCACCCUAGCAAAACAUCGCAAAUCUUCAACUUUGGAGGCUAAGGAUGUCUUGCUGCAUUUAGAGAAAAACUGGAAACUGACCAUUCCUGGGUAUUCAAGUGAGGAGAAGAAACACAGUACUGACAAUCCACCAGGUGAUGUGCAUAAAAAGCGUUUGGAUGUGAUACGUACCUUGAUAGAGCCUGCACAAACUGAGGCAAAUAGUGGUGCUAAGCAGAUGGUCAGGCAGGGAUCAAGCAAUCAAAUUGGUCAAAACCAUAUGGUAAGACCUUCUCCAAGUUCAGAGCAGUUAGUUUCACAGUCUGCCGUGCCCCAGAUGCUGCAGCAGAAUACCAGAUUCUGAAGGAUUCUUGCGGUUCUCUUACUCGCUUCACCACCAGCGCUUUGGCAAUCUCAUGACUCCGGUGGAUUUGCUUGUUGCUGGUUCAGUGACGUGCAUAACCAAAUCAACUAAUAGCUUCUUGGAAUAUAUAUAUAAAUAUAUUCUAUUAAUUUAAGUGAUUACCAUCUGUUGGAGUGAAAUAAAUGGUGAAUUUUGCCAUGAUUUAAGUUUGAUUUGUGUGAUUUUUCAGCAGGAUUCUAUUGUUUAUUACAGCCUCUUGUAUAUAUGUUUCAAUAGUAAUAUCUGAUUUGAUAGAGUUCAAUAAAUGGAAAUUUUCUGGCC